UUCAGUGUGUCUGACGGCCCGUGAAUGCAGCAUCACACCCUAAUUUUUCCCAACAUCCGGGACCUUUGAAGCCGCUAGUGUGUGUGGAAACUGGGUGAGGAGGGCAGUGGAGAGCGGUGGAAAGGCGGACUGAUGACAGCUGUCAGUGUGGACAAAAACACUACUAAUCUCUGACGAGAAGCCGAAUGGCUCGCCCCUAAACCUCCAGGAGAAAAGGGACAACUCCUUGGCAGUAUCGCGGGUUAUUUAAAGGUGUCGCGAAGGUGAAAACACACAGUUCUGUGUAUCUUCUGGACUUACACAUCAUCGCUGGAGCUACAGUUGCAGGCAACAUGGGGACACAAGGCUCUGGUAGAAAGCGUGCUCCACUGAAAGACCGCUUCUCAGCAGAAGAUGAAGCCUUGAGUAGCAUAGCCCGGGAGGCGGAGGCGAGGCUUGCAGCGAAGCGGGCGGCUCGGGCCGAGGCCAGGGAUAUUCGAAUGAGGGAGCUUGAACGGCAGCAAAAAGAGCGUUCUUACCACACGUCAUCCAGCAGUAGCAACAAAAAAUGGGGUCAGAUCCACCAGUGGAUGGCUGACUCAGACAAAGCCAGAGGCAGUAGUAGUAGUAUAUCCAGCAGCAGUCAUCGCCGGGGGCUGGAUGAUGAUGUCAUGUCGGUCCGCAGCUACAGGUCAACCUCAUCAUCAGUACGGGACGUUGGGUCAAAGAGUCGAUCCAGUUCCCUUAGAAGAGAUCCGUUGUCUGAUGCCCUCUCCACUAGCUCCGCCCUCAAGACUUCCCGCUCCACUAGUUCUGUGUACAAUGACCUGCACGACCAUAAAAGGUCUUCAUCCAGCUCCUCGAGGAAGGACCUCCUGGCUGGACUUUACCACGAUCAAAGGAACUACACCAGCCUCACGAAGACCAAACCAACGCCUCCUUCCUCCACCUCCACUUCCACCUAUACUCCUCGGGCCGCCACUUCCUCCUCCUCCACCACUGGCACGGCGCUGCCUCGUAGCUACAGCAUGGCCUCUAUUGGCGACGACGCCGGCCUUUACGGCUCGGGGCAAAGUUCAAGAGCCCCCUCUGAAUUGAGCUGGUACUCCUCUGGAGCCGGCUCCACCCGCAGCAGCCCUGCGUCUUCUUCAGAUGAUGACACUGUCAGCAGCGUGUCCCAGGAGCGCGUCAACCGAGGCCGCAGGGACAGUGUGUCGUCUGACUUCUCCGACAUUAGUGAGUCGGCUGCUGAUUAUUUCAGCCGCACCAACCGAAGAGGCAGUAUUGUGUCUGACCUCGAUGAUUUGAGCAUUCCAGAUCUUGACAGUCUGGAUGAAAAAUGUGACAAGCAGUAUUCAGAUUUUAGUCGGCCAUCUUCCCGAUGCGCCACCCCAGGCCUCUCAGUGGCCACGUUGGCGUCGCUGGGCGGCUCGUCGUCACGGCGGGGCAGCACGGACACAGGGAGCAUCUAUGACGCCGACACCAGUCUGAGUGAACUUAGGGAUAUCUAUGAACUUAAGGACCAGAUUCAGGAUGUAGAAGGGCGGUACAUGCAAGGGCUUAAAGAGCUGAAGGAGUCACUUGCAGAGGUGGAGGAGAAGUAUAAGAAAGCCAUGGUAUCGAACGCACAGCUGGACAACGACAAAGGCAACUUCAUCUACCAGGUGGACACACUAAAGGACGUCAUCGAGGAGAUGGAGGAACAAAUGUCCGAGAUGAAGAGGGAGCUGGAAGACAAGUCAAAGGACCUAGAAAGACAAAAGCACACGUGUACGGUCCUGCAGCAUAAACAGGACGAGCUGAAAGAGGGAAUCCGCCAGAGAGAUGAGCUUAUAGAGGAGAGCCAGCGAAUGCAGACUAAGUUAGACGCCCUCACCAGAGAGGUGUUUGACCUGCAGGAAACCAUAAACUGGAAGGACAAAAAGAUCGGGGCCCUAGAGAGGCAGAAAGAGUACUUUGAUUGCAUUAGGAGUGAGAGAGACGAGCUCAGAGAUGAGCUUUCUGACAUCAAGGGGAAGGCCAAAGCAGGAGAGAAACACGGGCUGGUCAUCAUCCCCGACGGAACACCCAAUGGAGAUGUGAACCACGAGCCUCUGUCCUCGGGGAUCACGGUGGUCUCCCAGGAGGCCGCGCAGGUGCUGGAGUCUGCCGGGGAGGGUCCUUUGGAUGUCAGGCUACGUAAGUUGGCGGAGGAGAAAGAUGAACUGUUGGCUCAGAUCAGGAAGCUGAAGAACCAGCUGGAGGAGGAGAGGCAGAAACACUCAAAGAUGGACAGCGCAUACACAGACGGAGAGAGGAUGGAGAACGGUACAGACCUGCACAUCAUCGAGAUGCAGAGAGAUUCCAACAGACAGAUGAGUGAAUACAAAUUCAAGCUUUCUAAAGCAGAACAGGAAUUAGGAACAAUGGAACAAAAUAUAAACAGACUUGAAGGGCAAGUGUCCAGGUACAAGGCAUCAGCAGAUAGUUCAGAGAAAGUAGAAGACGAACUAAAAACAGAAAAACGGCGACUUCAACGAGAGCUGCGCAUGGCUCUGGAUAAGAACGAGGAGAUGGAGAUGACCAACAACCACCUAGUGAAGCGUCUGGAGAAGAUGAAGGCCAACAGGAACGCCCUCCUGUCGCAGCAGUGAGGCAAGGCAGCGUCACCACAGAAGCCCUUAAACUCGCACCUCAGACCUCUGACUGCCAUAUUGUGUCUGGAGCACAUUUCCAUUUUUAGCUGUAACACUUUUGAGAUUUGUAGCUAACCAAAAACACUUUAAAAACGAAAAACAAGGUGUAGCACAGGCGACAAACGGAACUGUCUUCUCUUUUUUUUUUUUUUAACGGAAGCGUUGGUUUUGCCUGGCAAGCCGCCGCUGCUUUGGGAGGAAUGACUCAGAAACAAACUAAUAAAACUAUUAAGUUGCUGGGAGAUACAUCCGAGGGAAUCUCUAAUCACUACUUAAUGUUCAGAGCUUUGUACUGCAUCUUGUUAUCCACAGAUCUUCACUCUCUGGCUGGGUGCUUGGCUGUACUCUUUGUUUGUUUUUGAUAAGUUGCAUGAAUGAAUAUUAUGAUGCUUUUUAAACUUUUCAACUCUCACGGCUGCUCCGCCCCGCCGCACCUUCCCGGCUUCCCCUCACAGUGAAGUGCCUUUUCACACUCGGAGAUCGGGGGUCCGCACGGCUCCACGAAUAAAAACAAUAAUCGUUUUAACAGGUACAGAAUGAUGUAUUUAAAAAAAGGUGCAGUCAUUAUUUGAAAUGUAUGUAGAACCAACUGUGUCUGCUGCGGUUUCAUUGAACAUUUUCAAAUAUUUAAAAGAUUUCUUGAGAAUAAAUGUGUAAUUUACAGAACU
Trematomus bernacchii (emerald rockcod) is the source of this 3322-nucleotide messenger RNA. It is a transcript of the gene lrrfip2, whose product is annotated as leucine rich repeat (in FLII) interacting protein 2. The record is from RefSeq and is a predicted model, not a curated record. Bases 333 to 2612 code for a protein of 759 amino acids. The transcript is spliced from 27 exons. NCBI's taxonomy places the organism in Eukaryota, Metazoa, Chordata, Actinopteri, Perciformes, Nototheniidae. Gene Ontology annotation, biological process: regulation of DNA-templated transcription.